UUGGUGGGAGGGCCGGGAGUGGGCGCGCUGGAACUACCGUCUUUCUUUCGAGAAUUAAUAAUAGGUGCUCGGCGGGGUGACAGUCCCGAACCGACGCUGUCACAGUCACCAUGAGGGUGGUCUCGCUUCUGCCUCUGUCGGCGCUGCUACUGGCGCUCGGGGUCUCCCGCUGUGUCGGUCACGCCGUGCGCCAUGGGGACCACGAGAGUAUCGGACAGAAUAACGAGAUGACGAUAAUGCAAGAUGAUGUCGAGUGUGAUGACGGCGAGACUAACCUGGAGGUGGACUGGGACGGUUCGCCGGAGGUGUUCACCUGUACAAUGGCCCGUGACCGUCGUCCGGCGGACCCGAUCCGUACGAUGGAUUCCAUCCAGACCUGCGUUGACGUCAGCGGGGAUUACCUACCGCAACACAUCUGCAUGAAUGAAACUAUCGAGUAUUCCAUGACGAUUCCGCUUCUAGAGAAUCAUCGGCCGGUACGGCCCGUAGACGGCGAGUACCUGUACCUUCCACCGCAGCGCUGGCUCCACAACAUUGAGCACGGCGCGAUUGUCAUGCUGUAUCACCCGUGCGCCGACUCUACCGAGGUGGACAAAUUGAAACAACUGGUGCGUGGCUGCAUCCGUAGACACAUCAUCACCCCCUACAACAAACUAUCGCUGGAGCGGCCGCUGGCGCUGGCCACCUGGGGCUGCCACCUGAGGAUGGCUCGGGUGGACGAGGCCGCCGUCCGCACCUUCAUCAGGGAGAAGGCUCUGAGGGGUCCCGGCCGCCAGAGGUACGGCAGGGGCCGCUUCGACGCCCAACUGCUGGUCGAAGCCGCCACGCCCGAGGGCUCGGACCAAGCCGACUCCGUGCUCUGUCCCAACCAGCCCUGAGGUGGCCGGCGGGCCGACCGGCCCCGGGGACAGUGACCUGAGCGGACCAGCCGCCCCAGGAAGGUGGUGACGUCUGACCAUUGAGACUAUAUUGCCUUCACAUCCUGAAUUACAGAGAAGGAACGUUUAGCUCCACCAUUGGCGGGCUGCUAAUGGAAAAAACUGGAAAGACAAACGUAAAAUGUACACUUUUAAUGAUGUCCUACGUGCCUUUUUGUCAUAUAGUUCUCUGAAGAGUUUGGUUGCAGCGCUUGGCUCCGAUAUGCCCUACUAUUUUAAUUUCGAUAUAAAAUACAAGCACAGUUUUAGCUCUG
This is a messenger RNA of Amphibalanus amphitrite, 1192 nucleotides long. RefSeq lists its product as uncharacterized. Bases 111 to 878 code for a protein of 255 amino acids. Gene Ontology annotation, cellular component: cytoplasm. The transcript is spliced from 6 exons. Lineage: Eukaryota; Metazoa; Arthropoda; Thecostraca; Balanomorpha; Balanidae. The record is from RefSeq and is a predicted model, not a curated record.